AUGGCACAAGAGAAUACACCGGACUCGGCCGCUCGGAACUCGGCUUCUGAUGCCGUCGACGUUCAAGAGAUCGAAGAGGCUCUGCAGCCGUUCGAGAUCAACCUCUACCUCCCAAAACGUCCCCUCAUCCCAUCGGCUGCUGCUUCCCAACACGGCUUGCCAGAGACGCCUUCGCCGCUCAAGGUCGCUGUGACACCUCAAGAGACGCUCAAUGACCUUCGCGUGACCAUCACCGACAGUCCCGAGGGUUAUUGGCUCGGCGCCUUUUGCUUCCGCAAGCCUCUCCCUGGCGCCGCCUCUACCGCAAAGGGCGCCAAGGCUCAGCUGGGUGAACGUGUGCCAGAAUGGAUCGAGCUUCGCGAGAUCUUUGACGGCAUCGACAGGGACAAACGAGAGCUCCACGUCACCCACGUUCCAUUCAACGAAGCGGACGCCCGCGCACACGUGCAGCGUCUUCGUGAUCUGCUUAGUGGAGGUGCUGCUGAUCCCAGCGCUAUCGGUGUCGACGCCGCCCUCAGUGUUCAAGACGCCGUCCGAAAUCCGCAAGAAUGGCAGCAGGACGUCGCUCGUCAGAAUGUCAACGGUCGCGCUGCCACCAAGAAGGGCGAUAACGAUGCUGCAGAGACGUCACCAGAGCUGCCGCUGCCUCUCGUGGACUGGGCCGGCUGGCCCGCUGUCACGGCCAUCGAUCUGAUUCCCCAAGUAGCACGACGUCCUCGCCAACUGCCCGUCUGCCUCCGUCAGCUCUCACUCGCAUCCUGGAAUCCACCGCCGCAGCACUGCAAGCUCAAUGGCCACCUCCUCUACCUUCAGGUCGGCACCCUUGAGGGCGAGGUUAUCUUUGUCACGGCGUCCACCCACGGAUUCUACGUCAACCGUUCCUCCGGCGCUCGCUUCGACCCCUCGCCUCGCCCCGCAGGACAAGACUUUGCAUCUUGCUCGCUCUUUGAUCUCCUCUGCGGAUUCUCGCCCCUCUUCCUCUCGUCCUUCUCCAAGCUCUUUAACGACCCUCUCUCAUCGCGAGACUACUUUUCCGCGGUUCCCGUCACAAACGCAUUGCCCGCCUUCCCAUGGCUCGCACGCAACCACGCUCACAGUGCAGACCCUCUUCGCUCGCAAGCUGCUUUCCUCCUCACAGGUGCCGCCUCGGCCGACACGUUGGAGGGUACCAGAGACUGGAACGACGAGCUGCAGUCCGCUCGAGAGCUGCCGCGCACCACGCUCCCUGAACGUCUCAUGCGUGACCGCGUGCUCAACCGCAUCUACUCCGAAUUCACCCUGGCUGCUGCCCGUGCCAUCCCCAAGGUGGCUGCCGGCGAGGUGCAGGCCAUGAACCCUAUGGACAAGCGAGACGCUCAGAUGUUCAUCGUCAACAAUCUCUUCAUCUCCAAGGGCGCUGACGGGGUCGAGCUCUACCCUCACAUGGGCGGUGACGAGGCGGCACACGUCGCCGUUGGCAAAGAUGUCCAGGGUGUCAAGACACUCAACAGUCUCGAUGUCGGUGGCCUCUGCUUGCUCGGCACCAUUGUCGUCGACUGGAAGGGAGAGCGCUGGGUUGCCCAGAGCGUUGUCCCAGGCCUUUUCCGCAGGCGAGACGACGCGGAAGAGGGUGCCGAAGCUGAUGGUGAAUCCGUCGAGGUGGCUGACAAGAAGACGCCCGAUUCCAAAGACGGUCUUCCGGCCAAAGCUGACCUCAACGAUGACACGCAGGUUGUCUAUGGAGGAGUCGAGGGUCCUGAGGUGAUCCGCGACAAUGCUGCCUUCCACAAGCUUUUCAACCAGGUGGCACAGACCCUUCAUCUCAACGAACACCAGGUCGAGGAUGCCAAGGGCAACAAGCACCCGCUCUGGCUCAGUGUCGACUCGAAAGGUCUCCGCGGCGCAGAUGGUCGACGCUAUGUGCUCGAUCUUGCGCGCCUGAACCCUGUCGACAUCAACUGGCUCGAGAACGACCUCGUCGGAGCAAUUCACGGAGCCGCAGCGUCUUCCGACGAGACGCCGCGCUACCCUCAUCGCAUGACCCUUCUCCGACCCGAGCUACUCGAGAUCUACUGGGACAGUGAGUUCCGCAAAUGGGCACGCGCCAAACUCGCGGCCCGCCAAGAGGCCAAGGCGGCCAAGGACGCGGAAGCGAAAGAGGGCGACAAGGCUGAGGCGGCCGAGCCUGAGCAAGAAGAGCCCGAGCGCCUGGACUCCUCUGACUUCAAAUUGACCUUCAACCCAGACGCCUUUGUCGAGUUCAAGGUCGCUGAUGCCUCGGCGCAGGAUGGAUCCAAGGUCAUCACGCCCAUCACGGACGAGUCGGAUGCGAGCAUCGCUGCAGUACGUCAGGCCUCAGACUUUUUGCGCAAGGUCGCCAUCCCGCGCUUCGUCACCGAUGUGGCUGCCGGCCUUUUCACCGCUGCCGACGGCGGUGCUCUGAGUCGUCAGAUGCACGCACGAGGUAUCAACGUUCGCUACCUUGGUUACGUUGCCCGUCUCUGCACGUCGGAAGCGAAGCAGGAGCUCGAUCAGGAACUCAUCACCAAGGCGGGCCCUGGCCACGAAGGUUUCUUGAAUGCGUUCCGACUGACGGUGCUGCAGGAGAUGGUGCUGCGGGCGAGCAAGCGAAUCCUUCGAGGACUCAUCCGCGAUGUCGAGCAGGUGAACGUCGCCGCGUGCGUGUCCCACUUCCUCAACUGUCUUGUUGGCGACAAGAUCAACGCCAGUCCCGAGGCUCGCCCGGCUGCCACGCCCCUUUCGGACGUUGCCGAAGCUGAGUGGACCAAGCUCACUCCCGAGACGCUUCGCGAACAGCUCAAGGCUGAGAUCCGCAAGCGCUUCCGAUUCGAGCUGCCAGCCAGCUUCUUUGAUCAGGAGCUGCGACGUCCUCAGCUGCUCCGUGAAGUUGCUCUGCGCACCGGCAUCCAGCUCAAGCUGCAGGACUACGUCCUCGAGGGCAAGCUUGCUGAAGCCGAUGGCAAUGUGUCCGACGAUUCGCAUGGCGAAUCGCAGCCGAACGGAAAUGCCGCUGGCAAGAAGAGCGGCAAGGGCAAGAAGAAAGGUAGCAACGACCAGCAGAAUGGAGUCAAGAAGGCGAACGGCGCUGCCAUCACCGCAAAGCCAGUCAAGACGUUGCGAACCACGAGUUUCGUGCCCGAAGACGUACUCAACUUGGUUCCGUUGGUCAAGGACUCGACGCCCAAGAGCACGCUGGCCGAGGAAGCGUUCGAGGCGGGUCGUAUCUCAAUCAGCCGCGGUGACCGCGAUCUUGGUCUUGAGCUGCUGCUCGAGGGAGUCAGCUUCCACGAACAGGUGUACGGACUGGUACAUCCCGAGGUGGCACGCUGCUACGCGCUGUUCGCCACCAUCAUCCAUCACCUUGCCGGAGUCGCGGCCAUGGAACGGGCCGAGCUGAUCAAUCAGGCCAAGACGGAGAACCAGGAGAUCACCGAGGCGGAUCUGCCGGCUGUCAACGACCACUUGAGCAUGGCCAACGCGGUGCGAUACCAGAGGCAGGCCGUGACCGUCUCGGAGCGCACGCUGGGUGUCGAUCACCCCGAGACGCUGAACCAGUACAUGAAUCUGGCUGUGCUCGAGCGAUCAGCAGGCAACACGCGCGAGUCGCUGCUCUGCCAGCGUAGGGUGCUCGAGCUCUGGAGUCUGCUGUAUGGGCAGCAUCAUCCCGAUUGCAUCAAUGCGCUGUCCAACGUAGCGCUGACGCUGCAGAACGCGCGACUGUUCGAGCCCAGUCUGCGUGUCUACCGAUCUGCGCACGAGCUUGCGCUGUCGCUCUUCGGCGCUGACAGCAUCCACACUGCCAACCUGGCUCACGAGCUGAGUCAAGCGUACACGCUCGCUGGAGACCUCAAGACGGCGCUUGCCGUAGAGAAGGAGGCCUGGCGAGUGUUUGAAGCGCGACUGGGCAAGGACGAUGCGCAGACCAAGGAGAGCGAAGCAUUCUGCUCGAGCCUUGCGGCGUCUGCUGUGCGUGUGGCCAAGCUGGAGAAGGAGGCGAGCGAGCGUCAGGCUCGUCUGCCCGCCUCUCGCCGAGGCAACGGAGCCAUCGCCGGAGCGCCUAGUGCUAUUGCUGGAACUGCUGCUUCGUCGGCAAGCGCUAACGGCACGGCGAACAAGUCGCUCGACGAGAUCGUUCGUUUCAUCCAGGGAGGCUCCAACGGCUCGCCCGCCAAGAGCAAGGGCAAGAGCAAAGCCAGCCGCAAGUAA
Messenger RNA from Pseudozyma hubeiensis SY62, 4206 nucleotides. RefSeq lists its product as hypothetical. Gene Ontology annotation, cellular component: cytoplasm. Gene Ontology annotation, molecular function: mRNA binding; protein binding. Bases 1 to 4206 code for a protein of 1401 amino acids. The record is from RefSeq and is a predicted model, not a curated record. The transcript has a single exon. Lineage: Eukaryota; Fungi; Basidiomycota; Ustilaginomycetes; Ustilaginales; Ustilaginaceae. Gene Ontology annotation, biological process: intracellular distribution of mitochondria.